Phoenix dactylifera (date palm) is the source of this 1084-nucleotide messenger RNA. Its product is annotated as MADS-box transcription factor 50-like. The record is from RefSeq and is a predicted model, not a curated record. Gene Ontology annotation, cellular component: nucleus. Gene Ontology annotation, molecular function: RNA polymerase II transcription regulatory region sequence-specific DNA binding; protein dimerization activity; DNA-binding transcription factor activity. Gene Ontology annotation, biological process: positive regulation of transcription by RNA polymerase II. NCBI's taxonomy places the organism in Eukaryota, Viridiplantae, Streptophyta, Magnoliopsida, Arecales, Arecaceae.
CCUCUUUUUUGUUUUUUGCUUUGGGGGAGGGGGCCAGGGGACGAAUAAGGAAAGGAGUGAGGCAGUCCUUUGUGGUUCCAGGUCUCCCUUUCCUUCCACACCUAAGAAGGGCUCCAAGAAAAUUCCACUCUGAUCGUGCAGUCUUCUGGUUUCCUUUUCUGGUAUCAGGUGAAAAGGAGGAGGAAAAGGAGGAGGGAAGAUGGUGAGGGGGAAGACGGAGAUGAAGCUGAUAGAGAACGUGACGAGCAGGCAGGUGACGUUCUCGAAGCGGAGGAAUGGGCUUCUGAAGAAGGCGUUCGAGCUCUCGGUCCUUUGCGACGCCGAGGUCGCCGUCAUCGUCUUCUCUCCCCGGGGAAGGCUCUACGAGUUCUCCAGCACCAGCAUGGAGAAAACAAUUGAUCGCUAUAGAACACAUGCAAAAAAUGGCAUCAACAACAGUGAAGUAACUCAGCAAUGGAAGUUUGAAGCUACCAGCAUGUCAAGAAAGAUCGAAUUCCUUGAAGUUUCCAAACGGAAGCUCUUAGGUGAAAGCCUAGAAUCAUGCUCUGUUGAAGAACUGCAUGAAAUAGAGGGUAAGAUAGAGCAAAGCCUCUGCAACAUCAGAGGGAGGAAGAAUCAGUUACUAGGAGAGCAGAUUGCACAGCUCAAAGAACAGGAGCAGAUGCUCACGAAAGAGAAUGCAUUACUACGAGAGAAGUGCAAGCUACGAUCUCAACCACCGCAAGCUGCUCCAGAGGAAACUGUUCCAUGCGACCACGACAGUCAGAAUAUGGAGGUAGAGACAGAGCUGUACAUUGGAUGGCCUGGAAGGCGGAGGACCAAUUGAAUGUCGCUAGGUUGACUGGCAAUUCAGUUCCGCUAAAGCGCGUCUAUAUAAUUUAAUAACAUACCAAUGGCUCUACCUCUUUCGACAAUAAGUGAUAUGUUGAUGUGCUGAAAUCUAGUGUCGUGCCGGAUUGUUGCAGGCUUCAAUCAGAAAGGGAAAAAAAUUCAAUAAUGAAUGGAAUAUGUGGAGAAGGCAGUUUUAUAUUGCAGAACAUAGGCGAUCUUAUUUAGCUAUAGUAUACAAAUGCUUUAUGCUAAA